AUGACGGGGGAACAGGGAACGAUUGUACGUGCACGAGCUGCUGAAGAUGCAACUCUCUCACCGAUGUAUCUUCAUGCAUCAGAUGGUCCGGGGAACCUCAUUACGACGGUUCAAUUGAAAGGGGAAAACUAUGAAGAUUGGUCCAAGCAUAUGCGGAAUGCCUUGCGGACUAAAAGGAAACUAGGUUUCAUUGAUGGAACUAUCACGAAACCAAGGACGACAAAAGAGGUAGAACAGUGGGAGGUGGUUAAUUCGAUGUUGGUGGCAUGGAUAAUGAACACCAUAGAACCCACUUUGAAAUCUUUGGUUUCUAUGGUGGAGGAAGCCAAGGUGUUAUGGGAUGAUUUGAAGUUACAAUUCUCGGCAGGGAAUGGACCGAGAGUUAGUGAGCUCCGAGCUGAUUUGGCGAACUGUAGGCAGCAAGGAGACACUGUGAUGGUAUACUUUGGGAAACUUAAGAAGAUGUGGGAUGAGCUGGCUGUGUAUAAACCAAUUCGAUCGUGUAAGUGUGGAGAGAUGGCGGUGCUGUUGGAAGCUGAUCGAGAUGAAGAACGCACCAACAUGUUUCUUAAUGGUUUGGAUGCCAAGUUUGGUACCGUGAGGUCCACGCUUAACAGUCUUGAGCCCCUUCCAAAACUUUCACAAGUUUAUCAGAGGAUAGUUAGAGAAGAGAGACAACUGAAUAUGACUCGAGAUAAAGACGACAAAGUUGAUGAUGUCGGCUUUGCUGUCUCGACGGGGUUUCGUAAUCACACGCCCUCAUAUCAAGAGCGUGAGAAGGACGUCACUUGCACACAUUGUGGCAAGUACGGACAUGCGAUGUCUGAUUGCUUCCAAAUCAAGGGAUAUCCGGAGUGGUGGGGCGAGAGAGGAAGAAACAUGGCUGGUCGUGGAGGUCGUGGAGGUAGAUUUGGUCGUGGUGGAGGUGCGGUUGGAAGCUUUGCUGGUCGGGGGUCGUGGCGCACCGGCUGGUCGUGCCAAUGCGGUUCAAGUUGGACCAGCAACAGCUACAGCGGCAUCAAGUCUUGUCCAGAAAACAGAGUUUGA
Microthlaspi erraticum is the source of this 1047-nucleotide messenger RNA. NCBI's taxonomy places the organism in Eukaryota, Viridiplantae, Streptophyta, Magnoliopsida, Brassicales, Brassicaceae. The record is from the annotation of a GenBank genome assembly.